Danio aesculapii is the source of this 4274-nucleotide messenger RNA. RefSeq names its product centromere protein P (gene cenpp). Gene Ontology annotation, biological process: CENP-A containing chromatin assembly. The coding region runs from base 104 to 952 and encodes 282 amino acids. The record is from RefSeq and is a predicted model, not a curated record. Gene Ontology annotation, cellular component: chromosome, centromeric region; nucleus. Lineage: Eukaryota; Metazoa; Chordata; Actinopteri; Cypriniformes; Danionidae. The transcript is spliced from 9 exons.
GUAUGUUCCGUGUUGACGCGGGAUUUAGUUGAAUCAGUCGUAAACUCAUAUCGUUCGUCUUUUUGACUACAGUAAGCUUUUUAAAAGUAGGUUGAAAUAGAUCAUGGAGCAGAAAUAUGAAGAGGAGAUUCAGAUUCUCCAGCAGGAAAUUAAAAUGUUGGAGGCUGAACAGGAGGAGACUUUACGGUCCAUUUUUAUACAACAUGGAGAUCGUCUACAGCGAGGAGUAAAAUUAGCCUGUGAGGAGAGAGGAGGUGGAGGAGCACAGCAACAUGCACUUUCAAAGCUGAUCACAGAAGUUAGAGAGCUGGAAAAAGACCUCAGACAACAGACAGAAAUCAACGGGAUUACUCUUAAUGAGUGUUUUGUGAAGACGUUGCAUAAAAGUGAAAGGAAACUCGUACAGCAGCUCAGACUUGCUGGUCACUGCAGGUUACUCUUGUUCCAAGCUGAAUUUGCAGUGACUGAGAUUCAGGAGGACAAUGUUCUGCACAGGAGAGUUACUGAGCUCAAUAUUGUUGUGGAUGGAGUUGAAUUUAAAGAUUUCUCUGCAUUUGUAUCAAGAAUGGAGGACACAAAAGAUCUUCUCUUGUUCUUCAGGACCUUGAGGACAUUUUCCGAGAGAUGUGAGGAUAGGCGUCAAACGUUUCAGCACUUUCAGGAGAAGUACCCAGACGUGGUCAACCUUCCAGAGGGAUGCAGAUCAGAGAUCAUGAUUAUACGAAGUCCUCAACUUCCAGGGAUCUCCAUGACUUUAUUCUGGAAGAUCCAUGUCUCCAAGGAAGGAGUGGUAAAGCCGUUGCUUGAUCUACUGCUGAAAAUGCCAGAUCAGGCUCUGGAGUUGGACACCAAAAAAGUGAUGGAAAACAGCUCUGAUUAUUUUCAGAGCCUCCUGCAGCUUCUCGGGGUGGAGGCAUCAAUCGAAGGCUUGAUAAGGACUGUGUGUUCGUGACGAGUCAUAAAUCACAAGUCAGGGAACUUCAUAUCUAAUCAUUUUAUUUGAUAUAAACACCUGUACAAUCACCCGUUAGGAACUACAUCUUGAUGCCACCAGUACGCGUUAAUCAUUUUCACGCACCAUAUGCCCACACUGUAUGGAAAUAUACAUCAUUAGACAAGAGCUAGAAAAAUAAAUAAUUUUAAAUACAAAAUGUCAGACAGCAAAAUCCACUUUGUAUUUUCUUUUUUGAAAUAGUUAAAAUUUUAAUGUUAGAUUUCCAUCACAGAAACUGCGAACUUUCGUUCUUUUUCAAAAAUCAACGUCCAUUCCUAUCUACAUAGUGAUUAUAGAUCUGUAUUUCAUUACGAUAAGACAACGCCACCACCUCAGACUCGUAGUAUCUUGGUUCGAAUGGGGAAAGAUGUCGUUAAAACAAAAGGCAAAUACAGCAAUGUCUGGUGUGGAGAAACUGCACUUAAUCGGAUACAUCAUCAUAACACAUCAAAAUGGAGCGACAUGACAGUACGCAAUCGGUUUGACGAUAAAAGUGCGUUCGCUCAUGAUUAAGUAAGGCUUUUUUAAUACUUCUCUUGACACCAGUUCACAUUAAGACAAAAAGGGGAGUGUGAACGACACAGUUUGGCAAAAGUCAAUCCAUGUAAAACCCAAAUACUAUAUACUCCCGCUGAAAAACGGCACUGACGACUUUGAGUUAAAUAAGCCCACAUAGUUUGCGUCACGCUGUAAGAGGUAAACAGGAGCACGAGGAUCCCUCACACUACAGUAUUUUGUAACAGUAAUAUUCCCCAUGACAGAGAAAGGCGACCACGAGGUGCCAUCCGUAGUGUUAAAGCCACACCGUAAAAUUAGCGUGAACCGUUGCACUGUGGUUGGAUUAUUAGGUCCGUCUGCACUGGCAUUUCUGGGGGCUAACAAUGUACUGCUUCUCCAUUUGGAGGAAAAAAAAACUGCUGAGUCAUCUUGCUUCUGUAUUGUGCUAACAAUCAUUGGCAUGCUGUCCAUCUUUGGUCGACUUAUGAAAUAUGUCUGGCUCUGCAAACAAUUACGAGCAUUAAAACGCAGACAUUAUAGCUGCAGGGGAUGGAUUGGGCUGGUUGUUUUAUAGUCUGCGCUUUUAAGACUGUUGACACGCAAACAUAUUAGCGUCGAACACAAAGAUAAACAGACACAGCUAAUUUAUCAUUUUACAGGAGGAAAAUAGAUGUUGGAAAUGGACUUUAAAGUAGUCGUUCAGACAUAAAUGAUGACUCAGUUCUUAUUUACACACCUUGAUGCCAGUGCACUGAUGUUUUUUUUAACAUUUCCGAACAACCUUUACACAACUUUUGGCAUACAACAACAGGUUGAAUGUGACGAAAGGCUGUAUAUAAAGCACCAUGAAUGUAGUCGAUACAGCUUGUGCACUAUUAUUCAAAUUUUUCUGAAGUCAUACUACAAUUUUGAAAGCAAAAAAAAGAUAGUAGUAUUGUCACGAUACUGCAAUUCGGUACCAAUCGGUACUGAAAUUUUAAAAACGUCCAUUUCCUGCUAACCCGCGUUUGAUUUUUUAUUAUGUUCACAUGCUCAACAGAAAUGACUGUGAUUGGCCGUGAAGGUCAUCAGUUCAUCAAACUCACCACUGUUUACGGAGUCUGACUACAGAGACACUGGAUUGUUUUAAAGCCACGAAGUUCAGCUGGUCUUUUUAUAAGCUCCGCUGAUGAAUCGGCUGAUCUUCAUGGCUUUAAAAUGCUCCAGUGUCUUUGUAUCUGUAGUUACACUCAGUAAACAGCAUUGAGUAUGCUGAACUGAUGACCUUCAAGGCCAAUCACAAGUGUUUUUAAAAAGCUAGUGAUUGGUAUCGAAAUCCAAGCCAAUCAAGGUCAUUUCUGUUGAGCACACGAACACAAUGUCAAAUUAGCGCCGUUUAAGAAUGCGCUCAAAUGUUAGCGGGAAAUUAACGUUUUUUUAAAAUUUCAGUACCAAUUGGUAUCGAAUUUCAGUAUCAUACCAGCAUCAAGUCCACCUAAAAAUGAAAAUUUGCUGGUAAUUUAUUCACCCUCACGUCAUCCAUUAUGCGAUGAGUUUAUUUUUUUCCGGUAGAACACUAAAGUGUAUUUUUUGUAGCUGGAAAUGUGGGCUUGGCUAAUUCAUUAAAUGCAAGUCAAUCGCUACUGGCACUUUUAGAGUCGAAAAAAACAAACUCAUAUAAAAAACAAGGUCUUAUAAAGCAAAACAGUUGGUCUGCAAAAGAAACAGAACAAUAUUUACAGUAUUAUGCGACAGAAAGAACUACAGACUGUCAUAAACAUGCUCAGAAUGGUUAGCAGAUUAUUCGUUCUUGUUCAUUAAACCACAAUGUGUCAUGAGCAACCGUACUUAUUUUAUUUUGCCUGUAUGUUUUUUAGGACUCUCAAAUUUGCUGGUAGUAAUUGACUUGCAUUUUAAGAAUAACCACAAAAAAAAUGUAUAUUAAAGUUAUACCAAAGAAUCUUCAUCGAUCCAAGUGCGAUUAAACCAACACCAAUUUUUCAUUUGUGUGUAAACAACCCCUUAAAUUCAUUUGGACAAAAAAAUACAGGGUUGAGCUGUAUAACAAUUCAUUCAAAAUAAGUUUGCGGUGACAAGGCAAGUCGAUCUUAUUCAUUACGGUCUGUUGUUUAGUAAGACACUUCAAUUUGUAGAUGGCGGUAAACGGUUACGCCAGCAUGUUACAAAAAUACUUUUCAUUAGAGCGUUAUGUGAUUAGACUCUUGAAUCUUAUAAGUUAAAAAAGCUAAUCUUCCGGGUAGUGACAGUAUUAGCGCAGCCGCAUUCACUAGCAUGCAACAGGUCUGUGCUUGUCAGUAUAACUCCCGAUACUGUAGCUCGCAGUGGGUCAGUGGUUUAAGGAGCUCUUUAGGGACGUUACAAAGCAGUAGUCACACGUAAAAACUCAAGUACUGUUCUGUUUUUGAACUCCAAACUGCUUGUACGGUAACUGCAGACUCGGCCAAGCUGAUGCACGGUAAAACGUUCAUUAGGGAAAGAUCGCUGUAAGCCACUUUUGGCACUUGGAAACCACAGUAGCGCUGCUGCGUGAGUAAAACACCCAACAGCACUGCACAAACACACACAUUCACACACACACAACCUCCUCGUCCUCCCUUUUUUACAGCCAAUGACUGACUCGAUCAGGUAUUCUGUGCUUUAAGGAGACCAGCCCCAAUGAGAACAUCAUCCUCGAGAAAGAAAAACAUUAGGUCGUCCUGGCAACAACCCCCAUCGCUGCUCACUUCAUGUUGCAGAACAUGUUGGGAGGGGCAACAAACAAACAAACAAACAAACAAACAAA